Entamoeba dispar SAW760 is the source of this 1008-nucleotide messenger RNA. RefSeq lists its product as uncharacterized. The record is from RefSeq and is a predicted model, not a curated record. The coding region runs from base 1 to 1008 and encodes 335 amino acids. The transcript has a single exon. Lineage: Eukaryota; Evosea; Mastigamoebida; Endamoebidae.
AUGUUCAUUUCCCCUUCUCCUAUACCUUUUCCUACUAAAAUUAAACAAUAUGAGAUCAUAGCUGAUGAAGGAAAAUACAAAUCGAUUGUCAAGUAUUAUAUUAUUAUUUAUCCUUGUUAUAAUACAAUUACAAAAAUACCCAAAGUCUGUUUGAUUCAUACAGCGGUAAUGCCUUUAAUCAAUAAAAACCAACUCAAACAACAACAUAGAAAUUUAUUUUUAAUUCAUAAAGACGUUCGGCUUGACAAUAAAUUUUCAAUUUCUGAUAUAUGUUAUAUAAUGAAUUGUUUUCAAAUUCACUCUUAUUGUCUUUGGGAUGAUAAAAAAAUUAGAACAACAUUAACUUAUCCUUCAAAAUUUAAUGGUGAUAUUAGCAUUGUUGAUGUUUAUUUCCAAGAGGCUAUAAAGAAAAGAAGUAUCAUUUUUAAUGGAAGUCAUUUUACAGAAGAGUCAAUCAUUUGGUUAAAGGACAACCAAGUUGAUGUUCCUACAAGCAUUCGUAGUUAUGAAUACAAUGCAAAAAUUAUUGAACUUCUUUCACAUGAAAGAGUUGGAGGAAAUGUAUUAUUGCUUGGAAGUGGUACUGGAAUACUCACACUAGCAAUUUCCACAUUAAAUACAAAAGAUAGGGUCUUUAAUAUAAUUAGUGUAGACAUAGAUCCUGUUAUGAAAAUGAUUGCUGAAAGUCAUGGGUAUAAUGGUCAAUUUAUUGUUGAUGAUGCAAUUCAUUUUCUUCAAUCAAAUAAAGAACAAUAUGAACAUAUCUGUUUAGAUAUAUCUAACGAUAUAACCUCUGAAGUAAUAUCUCCUCCUCUUCAUUACAUAUCAUCAGAUUUCUUCAAUUUAUUAAAACUUCAUUUAUCUAUUAAUGGUAAGGUAUAUUUUAAUAUAUUAAUUACUAACUCUUUUAUUGAAAAAGAAGUGAUUCAUUUUAUUAGUGAACAUUUCUUACAAACAAAGACAUACUCAUUUGAACUUAUAUCUAAUAAGGUAUUAGUAUGUGAAUAA